AUGAAUCCAACGACCUCGCCUCGAUUCGAUCCAGAUGAAGCAACUCCUAUACCCUCCAAGGCCCCUUCACUCUCAGGCCUAGAGAAAGAUAACCAGAGGGCUAGUGAAUCUACCCAGUCCGGUUCGGUUGGUCUUCCUCGCUCCGAAACCAUACGUUCAGCGGCAACUGCUGUCAAUGAAAAGGCGCAAUAUACUGGCUCCGGUACCCCCGAGGACCCAUAUAUCGUUGAUUGGGCGCCGGGAGAUCCCCAGAAUCCGUUCAACUGGUCACCGGCCAAGCGAUGGAGAAUUACAGCAAUUCUCGCCCUUACCACUCUAUGCAUUGCCUUCGCUUCAAGUUCAUAUUCUGGUGGCCUUCAGUUUAUGAUGGCUGAGCUUCACAUGUCACAAUAUGUCGGCAUCCUUGGCAUCUCGCUUUAUGUUGUUGGCUUUGGUCUUGGACCACUCGUAUGGGGUCCGUUAUCAGAGAUGUAUGGUCGAAGACUCAUAUUCAUGAUCUCUUUUCUGCCCUUUGUGCUCCUUCAUCUUGGAGGCGCCCUCGCCCACAACAUUCCAACAUUGCUGGUUACCCGAUUUUUGGCCGGCUCCUUCGGCUCUUCCCCGUUGACAAAUGCGGGAGGCACUAUCGCUGACAUGUUCACCGCAAAGGAACGUGGUCUCGCAAGCGCACUGUUUGCUAUGGCGCCUUUUGCGGGCCCUGUCCUUGGGCCUAUUGUUGGCGGAUAUGUUUCUGAAUCUCGAGCAGGCUGGCGCUGGAACUUCUGGAUCAUGUUCAUCUUUUCGGCAGUGAUGUUCGUUCUUAGUGUUUCGUUCGUUCCCGAAACAUUUGCUCCAGUUUUGCUCCGUCGUCGCGCCCGCGAGCUUCACGCAGAGUCAGAAGGCAAACUUCACUAUGUCUCUAAAUACGAAAAGGGCAACAAAAAAUCCUUCGGUGAAAUCAUGAAGAUUAACCUGAGCCGUCCAUUCGUUCUCUUGUUCAGAGAGCCCAUCGUCUUGCUCUUUUCUAUCUACACUGCCCUCAUCUACGGAACUCUCUAUGGCCUAUUCGCCGCCUUCCCUGUAGUCUUCCAGCGUGGUCGCCACUUCUCUCCUGGUGAAGGGGGAUUGGCCUUCCUUGGCGUUGGUCUCGGUAUUAUCAUUGCAACUGCUUGCACUCCAAUUAGCAACAAAAUUUACUACCGCGCGAUGGAAAAGGGCAACGGUGUCGCUCCGCCCGAAGCUCGCCUCGUCAUGGCUUGCGUGGGAGCUAUUUUGCUCCCUAUUUCCAUGACCUGGUUCGCAUGGACGACUUACCCAUCGGUGCACUACAUCGUGCCCAUCAUUGCCGGUGUACCGUUUGGUGCAGGCAUGCUCUUCGUGUUUACGUCGGUCAUUUCGUACCUGAUCGAUUCGUACACUCUUUACGCCGCUAGCGCGCUCGCUGCCAAUGCGGUCUUGCGAUCUAUCAUGGGUGCGGCCUUCCCUCUGUUCACACCUCGCAUGUAUGCGUCCCUUGGCGACCAGUGGGCGUGCAUGGUCUUUGCCUUCCUCGCUCUCGCCUGCACACCUAUGCCCUUCCUUUUCUACCGCUUUGGUCCUGCCAUUCGCGCACGUUCCAAGUUUUCGGUUAGCCCACCAUCCGGUAACCCGGUUCCCCAAGCUAUCGAACGUGAACUGGAGCGGGAAGCCGAAGUCGAAGCCGAAAAGCGCCAUACUGACGCCCGCUCGGCUGCAUAA
Molecule: messenger RNA, 1716 nt
Organism: Rhizoctonia solani
Lineage: Eukaryota; Fungi; Basidiomycota; Agaricomycetes; Cantharellales; Ceratobasidiaceae
Product: major facilitator superfamily transporter
Exons: 5
Coding region: 1-1716 (571 amino acids)
Biological process (GO): transmembrane transport
Molecular function (GO): transmembrane transporter activity
Source: RefSeq, a predicted model, not a curated record